Molecule: messenger RNA, 387 nt
Organism: Penicillium canariense
Lineage: Eukaryota; Fungi; Ascomycota; Eurotiomycetes; Eurotiales; Aspergillaceae
Exons: 1
Coding region: 1-387 (128 amino acids)
Source: RefSeq, a predicted model, not a curated record
AUGGGAGCUUUCGCUUUCAGCUUACGCCCCAGGACCUCCCAGGGCGGGAUCGCACAGCACGGGACCCAGAACCCAGCCGGGACGAGGCGACUGGACCGCCUUCCGGGCCUACCGAUGCGAAUCAUCGUUUCACCACGCCAGAUCGACGACGAUGCGACUAAGCAAGACUAUGCAACUAUGCGACUCUGCGACUAUAACCGCGUGGUCGUUCGAGGGACCCGCAGACUUCUCGGCUCAACUCCCCCCCCCCCCUCCCUCCAACGCUAUUCUGGCCUCUCCUCGUCCAUCGAGCUUCCAGGAACACUAGGCCCGGAGCAGGCAGACCGGCAGAUCUCGACUUCCCCCCCAAGGUCCAAAGGCACCAGGCACCAGAUGGAUGAUUCAUAG